AUGACACUUUUGAAAAAAUUUGAGUCCAGCUCUGCGCGAGUGAAAGGAAUUACAUUUCAUCCUACACGACCGUGGGUGUUAGCAUCAUUACACAGCGGUAUCAUUCAGUUAUGGGAUUAUCGGAUGUGUGUUAUGCUUGAUAAAUUUGACGAGCAUGAUGGUCCAGUUCGUGGUAUAGCAUUCCACAAUCAGCAGCCAAUUUUUGUUUCUGGUGGUGAUGAUUACAAAAUCAAGGUAUGGAAUUACAAGCAGCGUCGGUGUAUUUUUACUUUACUUGGUCAUCUUGAUUACAUUCGUACUACAUUUUUCCAUAGUAAUUAUCCAUGGAUUAUCAGUGCGUCAGAUGAUCAAACUGUGAGAAUUUGGAAUUGGCAAAGCCGUCACAGCAUUGCAAUUUUGACUGGUCAUAAUCACUACGUGAUGUGUGCUCAGUUUCAUCCGAAAGAUGACUUGGUGGCAUCAGCUUCUCUAGAUCAAACAGUUCGAAUUUGGGACAUAUCUGGUUUAAGAAAGAAAAACGUUUCGCCAGGAGUUAGCGCAGACAUUUCACGAGUACGAGCAGUCAGCGGUGUUGCAACUACCGAUUUAUUCGGACAACCUGACGUUGUUGUCAAGCAUGUCUUGGAAGGACAUGAUAGAGGUGUUAAUUGGGUUUCAUUUCAUCCGUCAAUGCCACUUCUGGUUUCGGGAGCAGAUGACCGGCAGGUCAAAUUAUGGCGUUAUAAUGAAAGCAAAGCUUGGGAGGUUGAUUCGUGCCGCGGACAUUAUAAUAAUGUGUCAUCAGUACUCUUUCAUCCAAAAGCGGAAUUGAUACUGAGUAAUUCGGAAGACAAAAGUAUUCGUGUUUGGGAUAUGCAGAAGCGUACAUGCUUGCAUACAUUUAGGCAUGAUAAUGAUCGUUUCUGGGUUUUGACAUCUCAUCCAACUUUAAAUAUGUUUGCAGCAGGUCAUGAUAGCGGAAUGAUGGUGUUCAAAAUUGAGCGUGAACGUCCAGCUUUUUCUGUGCAUGAAAAUUUAGUAUUUUAUAUAAAGGAUCGCCAACUGAGACGUUUAGACUUGACCAAUAACAAAGAUGUAUCACUGGUUCAGCUUCGUGGUAACAAAUUUAUGCAACCCUAUUAUUCAUUACAUUAUAAUCCAGCUGAAAAUUCAUUCCUGUUAAAUAUACGUUCAUCAAUGCUGGAAUACUGUACUUAUGAUAUGUACAAAGUAUCAAAAGAUGUAGCAGAUACUUCUAAUGAAACUAUAGAAGGGAAACGUUCUCCAGGUGUUGCAGCUGUGUGGGUCGCACGAAACCGCUUUGCCGUUUUAGACAAAAAUCAACAGAUUACAAUUCGAGACUUGUCAAAUCAUGAGAAUAAGAAAAUCGAGCAGAAUAUCGCAAUUGAUGAUAUUUUUUAUGCAGGCACUGGGCUUUUACUUUUGAAAAAUAAUGAAGGUGUUCAGCUCUUUGAUAUACAACAAAAACGAACUCUAGCGUCGGUUAAAGCACCGAAGGUAAAAUAUGUCGUUUGGUCGAAAAAUAUGGAAUAUAUGGCAUUACUUAGCAAGCACAUUUUAACUUUAGUAUCGCGCAAAUUGCAAAUUUUGUGUUCAGUCCAAGAAUCAACACGUCUAAAAAGUGGUGCGUGGGAUGAAGGUGGUGUUUUUCUGUACACGACAAGUAAUCAUAUUAAAUAUGCAUUAACAGCGGGUGACCAUGGUAUAAUUAGGACGUUAGAUAUGCCUGUAUAUGUGCUUGCUGUUCGUGGAGAAAGUCUGUACUGCCUAAAUCGAGAAGCAGCUCCAGUUGAGUUGCCUAUUGAUCCUACGGAAUAUCGCUUCAAAUUGGCACUUAUUAAUCGUAGAUAUGAUGAGGUGUUAAAUAUGGUGCGUUCAGCAAAUCUAGUGGGUCAAUCAAUUAUUGCAUAUUUGCAAAAGAAGGGUUAUCCAGAAGUCGCUUUACACUUUGUAAAAGAUGAGAAAACACGAUUUGGUUUAGCACUGGAGUGCGGUAAUCUUGAUGUCGCAUUAGAAGCAGCUAAAGUUCUAGACAAUAAAGCUGUUUGGCAAGCUCUUGGUGAAGCUGCUUUGAUGCAGGGUAAUCAUCAGAUUGUUGAAAUGGCUUAUCAACGCACGAAAGAUUUUGAAAAAUUAUCUUUCUUAUAUUUAAUCACUGGUAACAUGGAAAAACUUCAAAAAAUGAUGAAAAUUGCACAAAUUCGAAAGGAUACAAAUGGACAUUAUCAAAUAGCUCUUUUACUCGGCGAUGUUGAAGAACGCAUUAAAGUUUUAAAGGAUGUCGGACAGCUUUCAUUAGCAUAUUUGACUGCUGCUACUCAUGGGUUUAAUGAUGAAGCCGAUUCAUUGAAAAAUGAACUGAUCACCAAAGGACAAGCUUUACCUCCAGUCGACGCCAAUGCUAGGCUGUUAGUACCACCCCCUCCGAUUAAGCAGUUGGAAAACAAUUGGCCUUUACUUACGAUGUCGCGAGGUCCAUUUGAUUCUCAUUUAUUCACUGGGAACUUGCCUGGUAGUGGUGAUAAAACAGCUCGUUCAGCCGCUUUCAUGCAUGUGGAAGAUGAGGAUAUUGAGACCGGUAAUGCUUGGGGCGGUAAUGAUUUGAUGCUUGAUGAGGAUGGUAAUCCAGAUAUCGAUGAGGAUGAAAUGCAUAGCGUUGCUAGUGAAAAAGAUAAUGAAGGUGGUUGGGACGUUGAAGAUGAUUUGGCCCUUCCACCAGAUGUUGAAGUGAAAGCUGGGUUAAAUGAUGAGGAAUAUUUGUAUACAGUACCGUCACGUGGGCAGCCUUCAUCAUUUUAUUGGCCUAGUAAUUCAAGACUGGUUGCUGAUCACGUUGCCUCAGGCUCCUUCGAAAGUGCUGCUCGCUUAUUACGGGACCAACUAGGUAUUACACACAUUCAUCCAUUCAAGCAGCUGUUUCUGUUAACAUAUGCAAGAUCACGUGUUGCUUAUGAAUGUUUACCAAGUGCUGGUUCAAAUUUCGUUUAUCUUUUACGUAAUUGGCAAGAUGCAAGUGGUCGAACAGGUUUGCCCGCUGUUGGCUUACAUCUUGGCGAUCUAGCUGCACGUUUACAAAACUGUUAUCAGCUUACAACUAGUGGUAAAUUUGGUGAAGCAGUUGAAAAGCUACGUCAGUUGUUGCUAUCGGUUCCAUUAUUGAUUGUGGAUUCCAAACAGGAAAUGGCUGAAGCACGACAGCUAAUUGAUAUUUGUCGAGAGUAUCUGGUAGGGUUGCUCAUGGAGAUCAAGCGAAAAGAGUUACCCAAAACUGCUGAAAAUUCUAUACGAAAUGCCGAAAUGGCUGCUUAUUUCACUCAUUGUCAACUUCAGCCGACUCAUCAAAUAUUGACUCUCCGAACCGCAGUGAAUUUAUUUUUCAAGUUGAAGCAGAUGAAAACUUGUGCUUCAUUUUGUAGAAGAUUGAUUGAAUUAGGACCAAAAGCAGAAGUUGCAGCACAGAUUCGAAAAGUUUUAACAGUCGCUGAGAAGGAGCCCAUUGAUUCUCAUCAGCUGGAUUACGAUGAACAUAAUCCAUUCGUAGUUUGUUCGAGGACAUUCAAACCUUUAUAUCGUGGGAAGCCGCAGGUUAAAUGUCCGUUUUGUGGUGCAUCGUAUGUACCAGAUGCUACAGGCGACUUAUGUGACGUCUGCCAGGUAGCUGAAAUAGGCCAUGAUGCGAUUGGUUUGAGAAUUAGUACGAUCCAAAGUGGACGAUAA
Thelazia callipaeda (thelaziosis nematode) is the source of this 3717-nucleotide messenger RNA. NCBI's taxonomy places the organism in Eukaryota, Metazoa, Nematoda, Chromadorea, Rhabditida, Thelaziidae. The record is from the annotation of a GenBank genome assembly.